UUAGUCAGUCCCGUCGUUCUGUGGGGCGUGAACUCUUCUUCCUGCUUUAUAAAAAAAACUUACGCCACAAAUCUGCAGAAAAACUGUCCCGCAAACGUCUCAUUCGCGAUCACUUGUCUUCGGAGGUGCAAUGAUGAACUGCUGUGGUCUGAUAACUUCCCAGAAGGAGCCAGUUCCUCUGAAGAGCAUUGAGGUGGAGCUGGAGGUGAAGGAUCAUGUGGCUACAGUGGUCUCCACUCUCCUCUACGAGAACAAGGAGGACAAACCACUAGAGGCUGUUUUUGUCUUUCCUCUGCCUGGAGAUGCUGCUGUCUGUCAUUUCAGUGCUAAGAUUGGACAGACACAGAUUGUAGCUGAGGUGAAGGAGAAAAAGGAGGCUCGUGAGGAUUAUGAUGAUGCACUGAGCUCUGGUCAGCAGGCCUUCCUGUUGGAGGAGAGUGAGCAGAGUCCAGAUAUAUUCUCUAUGAGUGUAGGCUGUCUUCCUCCAGGAGAGAGCGCCUCCAUCAGGCUGGAGUACGUCACUGAGCUGGCUGUGCAGGCUGAUGAUGGACUGAGGUUCUGUCUGCCUGCUGUGCUCAACCCUCGCUACCAACCUCAAGGCAGUGAAGGAGCCAGUGUCCAGGUGACCUCUGUCCCAGCCUCUCUGGUGCCCUAUAGUCUGUCUUUUUCUGCCCAACUGUCCUCUCCUCGUCCAAUCUCUAAAGUAGAGUCUAGCUGUUCCUUGGAUCCUCUCCAGUACCUCAACACUGAUCAAACCCAGGCCACUAUCAAGUUGGCUGCAGGACACAAGUUUGACAGAGAUGUUGAACUGUUGAUUUAUUACAAAGACGCUCAUCAGCCCACUGCUGUGGUGGAGGCAGGACAGGCCUCUGCCAAGCCUGGAUCUCUGAUGGGUGAUCCAGUGGUGAUGCUGAGCCUGUACCCUGAGUUCCCUCAGUCUGUGAUGUCUUCAGUCGCCUCAUGUGGAGAGUUUGUGUUCUUACUGGAUCGAUCAGGGAGUAUGGAUAUGCAGAUGAGCAGCGUGAAUCAACAGACACGCAUUAGCAGUGCCAGGGAUACUCUGCUGCUUCUGUUGAAGAGCUUACCAAUGGGCUGCUAUUUCAACAUUUAUAGUUUUGGGUCCAGCUAUGCACACAUCUUCCCUCAGAGUGUGGAGUAUAACCAGAAGACCAUGGAGGAGGCUCUGAAGAAAGUUGAGGAGAUGGAGGCUAAUAUGGGAGGAACAGAGAUACUGGAGCCCAUCAAACAUAUUUACAAACAGCUAUGCAUUCCCAAUCAUCCAAGACAGCUGUUUGUCUUCACUGAUGGAGAGGUGUGGAACACCAAAGAAGUCAUUGAUCUGGUAAAGAAGAAUUCAGGUUCCCACAGGUGUUUCUCUUUUGGGAUUGGGGAAGGGGCCAGCUCUGCCCUUAUCAAUGGCUUGGCCAAGGAGGGAGGAGGUCACGCUCAGUUCAUCACAGGAACUGACAGGAUGCAACCAAAAGUGAUGCAGUCGCUGCGAUUUGCUCUACAGCCAGCUGUGGUGGACAUCUCAGUCACAUGGGAUUUACCAAAGGGAGUGUCUGUCACUGUCCUCUCUCCACCAAUCACAGCUCUUUUCCAGGGUCAGAGGUCACUGGUUUAUGGCCAGCUCACUGGAGAGAGUUCAGAGGCAGCAGAGGGCUGUUUGACGGUGAAGUACAGCCUGGCGGGUCAUCCCUCUCAUAACCAGCUGCACUUCAGUCUCAAACCUGCAGGAGACACUGGAUUAACAGUCCACAGGUUGGCUGCUCGCACUAUGAUUCGCUCUCUGGAGAUGGAGGAGAGAGAGGAUGGAGGAGUGAAGGAGAAGGUGGUGGAGCUCAGCGUCCAAUCAGGAGUGAGCAGUUCUUUCACUGCCUUCAUUGCUGUCAAUGAAAACAGUGGUGAAGCAAUUCAAGGACCUCUGGUGCGCAGAGACGUUCCAACACCUGUGUGUUGGGGCGCCUCUGCACCAAUGAUGGCCGCUUGCUGUAAUGCUUCUCCAGCAUUUUAUGGCUACUGCAUGGAUGAUAGUUCUGGCCUAGAAUUGUGUGACAUGGCGUAUUGCGAAGAAGAAGAAGAAGAAAUCACUGUGCCCCAGCAGCCUCCUAAAGACCCUCUGCUGCAGCUGAUCUCCCUCCAGAAGGCCUCUGGGUCCUGGCUGCUGGAUCCAGCUCUGGCUGCUGCACUGGAGAAGACCAGAGAGGAGGUGGAAAAGUCAAAACCUGCACAGGUCAAUGAGGAAGUGUGGGCCACCAUCCUGGCUCUGAUCUGGCUUCAUGGUUUCAAGAUGGAUUCAAAGGAAGAGUGGGAGCUUCUGGCCAUGAAGGCUGCAUCAUGGCUCAGUGCUCAGAAAGCAGCAUGUGUACCAGAGUGUGUGCAAGCUGGAAAUGAACUACUGGGUUGCAAUGUGCUGAAAGACGCUCUGGGGCUCUGAGGGUUUCAUGAAACGUAAACUUCAGGACUGGUACAUGGAAGCACUGCAGAUGCUAUUUUUUUAAUAGAUGUAACGUAAAAAGAUGGUGUUGCUCCCGUUCAUGUUCCCCAACAUUAUACCAUCCUCAGCUCUUAACUGAAUCCUUAGUGGUUUCUUGAACAUUUAACAGGUUCAAUUCUGCAUGUUAUGGGGGUCAGGCCGAUUCUCUUUCAUCUGAAAUUAAAUUCAUUCUUUUGUACUGAUCACUAAUUGUUUUGCACUUUAAUUUUUUUUCCAUUAUUCUUUAUUUAAGUCUCGAAAAUGAUUGGGGUUUCCCUCAUUUGCGAUGAUGUUGAGGUACAAUAACAAUAGCAAUGUAAAAUCAAACAAAGACUAAAUCUAACUAAACCUUAGUUCCUUAGUUAGGAAACAGUACUACAUGAAGCAGGUGCACACUGAGGUGAGGUGGUUUGAGAUCAAUUGUGCUGUUGGUGCACAGUAACUAAAAGCAGAUUUUCUUAAUUUGAUGGCAAUUCUGGACAAUCCGUUGUGAAAUAUAUCGGAAUUGAUCCAAUUUAUGACUGUUUACAUCAAAAUUGUGACAUAUACAGUUAUGGUGGAGGACGUGGCUAUGUGAGUGUUGUGGGACAUCAAAUGGAUUCCUGGGUGCACCUUUCUUGGAAAAACAUGGGGAAACUAGUGCUUUAACAAUUUGGCGCUGACUAAAAAGAAUUAGAUUCAGUCUGCCUGUCAUUUUGUGCCUUGAAAAGCUGAAAAUUAAAGUCAGUGCUUUGAAAAA
Mugil cephalus (flathead mullet) is the source of this 3215-nucleotide messenger RNA. RefSeq names its product von Willebrand factor A domain-containing protein 5A-like. The transcript has 19 exons. The record is from RefSeq and is a predicted model, not a curated record. Bases 131 to 2437 code for a protein of 768 amino acids. NCBI's taxonomy places the organism in Eukaryota, Metazoa, Chordata, Actinopteri, Mugiliformes, Mugilidae.